This is a messenger RNA of Chrysochloris asiatica (Cape golden mole), 357 nucleotides long. It is a transcript of the gene ATP6V1G3, whose product is annotated as ATPase, H+ transporting, lysosomal 13kDa, V1 subunit G3. Gene Ontology annotation, molecular function: proton-transporting ATPase activity, rotational mechanism. The record is from RefSeq and is a predicted model, not a curated record. The transcript is spliced from 3 exons. Gene Ontology annotation, biological process: proton transmembrane transport. Lineage: Eukaryota; Metazoa; Chordata; Mammalia; Afrosoricida; Chrysochloridae. Bases 1 to 357 code for a protein of 118 amino acids. Gene Ontology annotation, cellular component: vacuolar proton-transporting V-type ATPase complex.
AUGACCAGCCAGUCUCAGGGCAUCCACCAGCUCCUUCAGGCAGAAAAACGGGCCAAAGACAAGCUCGAUGAGGCAAAAAAGAGAAAAGGGAAGAGACUGAAACAAGCUAAGGAAGAAGCAAUGGCAGAAAUUGACCAGUACCGAAUGCAAAAAGAGAAAGAGUUUCGACUCAAACAAUCUACGAUAAUGGGCUCUCAGAGUAAUCUUGCAGAAGAAAUAGAAGAGCAAGCACUAGUGAAGAUACAAGAUCUGAAUGGAAGCUACAAUCAGUACCUGGAGAGUGUGAUGAACCAGCUUCUGAGCAUGGUCUACAAUAUGAAACCAGAAAUCCACAUGAACUAUAGACCCACAAACUAA